Agelaius phoeniceus (red-winged blackbird) is the source of this 2970-nucleotide messenger RNA. RefSeq names its product glutamine synthetase. The record is from RefSeq and is a predicted model, not a curated record. Gene Ontology annotation, molecular function: glutamine synthetase activity. Gene Ontology annotation, cellular component: cytoplasm. NCBI's taxonomy places the organism in Eukaryota, Metazoa, Chordata, Aves, Passeriformes, Icteridae.
AUGUGGCACUCACCUGUGCGCCCCCGCAGGGCCGUCGCCAUGUCGGUGUCGCACAGCUCCAGGCUGAACAAGCUGGUGCGGGAGCAGUACAUGAGGCUGCCCCAGGAUGGGAGGGUGCAGGUCACCUACGUCUGGAUCGACGGCAGCGGCGAGGGCGUGCGCUGCAAGAGCAGGACCCUCGAUAAGGAGCCCAAGAGCAUCGAAGAUGUCCCCGAGUGGAAUUUUGAUGGCUCCAGCACGGCACAGGCAGAGGGCUCCAACAGUGACAUGUUCCUGGUGCCUGUCUGCAUGUUCAGGGACCCUUUUUGCCUGGACCCCAACAAGCUGGUGCUCUGCGAAGUGCUGAAGUACAACAGGAAACCCGCAGAGACCAACCUGAGACACACGUGCAAGAAAGUCAUGGACCUGGUGAAGGACAGCCGGCCCUGGUUCGGGAUGGAGCAGGAGUACACCCUGCUGGGCAUCAACGGCCACCCCUAUGGCUGGCCCGACAACGGCUUCCCCGGCCCGCAGGGCCCCUAUUACUGCGGGGUUGGAGCAGAUAAGGUGUACGGGCGUGAUAUCGUGGAGUCCCACUACAAGGCCUGUCUCUAUGCGGGGGUGAAGAUCUGUGGCACCAAUGCCGAGGUGAUGCCCUCCCAGUGGGAAUUCCAGGUGGGCCCGUGUGAAGGCAUUGAGAUGGGGGAUCACCUGUGGAUGGCUCGGUUCAUCCUGCACCGUGUCUGUGAGGACUUUGGGGUUGUGGCCACCCUGGACCCCAAACCGAUGACCGGCAACUGGAACGGCGCCGGGUGUCACACCAACUACAGCACCGAGGAGAUGCGCAGAGAGGGGGGCCUCAAGCACAUCGAAGCCGCCAUUGAGAAGCUGAGCAAGCGGCACGAUUACCACAUCUGCGUGUAUGACCCGCGGGGUGGCAGGGACAACUCCCGGCGCCUCACCGGCCACCACGAGACCUCCAACAUCUUCGAGUUCUCGGCCGGCGUGGCCAACCGAGGCGCCAGCAUCCGCAUCCCGCGCCAGGUCGGCCAGGACGGCUACGGCUACUUCGAGGACCGGCGGCCGGCGGCCAACUGCGACCCCUACGCGGUCACCGAGGCCAUCAUGAGGACGACGGUGCUCAACGAGACCGGGGUGGAGACCAAGGACUACGCUGAGCACUGAGGCACCGGGUGGGUGGAGGUUCUCGUGCCUACAGUAGCUUCUCACGUGGGAUUUGUGCCUGUGCGGUGUCUUCAGCUGCACGCUCAGACUCUUUAGGAACCUCGCUUCUGGUCUUGUGAAACUUUGCCUUAGAAAUAUGUAUUUUAUAGCAAGAGGGAGGGGCCCAACCUAUUUUCUCAACUACUUUGUUUGUUCUGGUUCCUGGUUUUAGGUCAUGAGGUUUUUUUAAAAAAAACUUGGAUUGAAUUUUUUUUUUUCCCUGAUGGACUUUACACUGUGAUGUACAUAGAUUCCAAUGUGGAUGCUGCAGCUGCUGCUGUUUGCACCUGUGGAGGGUGGGUGCUUUUUUUUUUUCCCCAUAUCUCUGUUGCAAGGAAAUGAUAAUAAAUAAUUUUCCUGGCUGCGUGGCAGCUGGGUUAUGCUGUGGUGAGUGCAUUUUCCUGUAGCUCCUAGAGCUCCGUGGAGUUUUUAAUUUGGGUGGUGCUGGUGGGUUGCAGCCACUGAGUGCCUGGACAGGAGCAGGAAGAGCGGAGAUGCUGGAGGAUCCUUGAGGCAGGUGCCUGGAGCUGCCUUGCCUCAUUUUCUGGACCAAAGGCCAUCUCCUUCCAUCGUGAUCCCAAAGGCAAACAGAGCAGUGUGGGCUGAGCAAACAGCGGCCGGAGCAGCAGCUGGCGGGCGUUUACACAGGGUGUGUGCUGCUGAGUCAGCACAGCCAGCCCAGCCCGGGCACAGCCAGCACAGCCCUCCCCUCUGGGGACACCUCUGCGUGCAGCAGGGGACCCUGGGGACUUCCCCUCUGCUGCCUUGGUGAGCCACAGGGUCACGGUGCAGCUCCUUGGGUCGGAGUCUCUUCACAAGGUGGCGGACAUGGAUUUAUUGGUAGAAUCGCAGGAGGUUUGGGUUGGAAGGGACCUUAAAGCCCAUCCAGCUCCAUUCCCUGCCAUGGCAGGGACACUUUCCACUGUCCCAGGCUGCUCCCAGCCCUGUCCAGCCUGGCUGUGGACACUUCCAGGGAUCCAGGGGCAGCCACAGCUGCUCUGGGCACCCUGUGCCAGGGCCUGCCCACCCUCACAGGGAAGGAUUUCUUCCUAAUAUCUCAUCUAAACCUCCUCUCCUUUAGUUUGAAGCCAUUCAUCUACACCCUAUGAAAUUCAUGUAGUAAAACCCCCAGGAAGGGCUUUUCCAUGUAGAUGGGAUGUUAACAGCAUCUCCAGUCCCAGACCCUUGGGUCCCUCUGCAAUGCAGCUGUGCGGUGAUGGAUACAAGCACAGGGGACAUCCCCUUAAUGCCAGGGACACCUCAGACAGGUCAGGCCACCUGCAGGAUGUGACCCAGCUGCAGUCAUCAGCAGGGAGUCCACUGUAGGUGAGAGGAAGCAGCAGCAUGGACAGAGGACAUCCAGUGCAGUCAUGUGGAUUUUGAAACUGGAUUUAUGUUUAUCCUUGAAUCUGACACAGGUGACAAGCUGGGCUGGAGGGAGGCUCCUGAGUCCCUCCUGCAGGGCACAGUGCUGCCAGUGGCAAAGGGAAUAAGGGCCAUGGGAGAUGGUCAAGCCCCAGAUCACAAGCAGCCAGGAGCCCUCAGUGCCUCUGAGCUGUUCAAGAAUAAAUGUAACCCAGUCCCCACCCUAAAAAGGAAGGGUUUUCCUUCCAGAAGUUGUUGUUUGGGAUGUUUAUCAUUUUUCAUCAAAACCACAAGCCUGUCUUGUUUUCCUCUCAUUUCUAUGGUAUCUCUAAUGGGUAAUUUGAGCACUGGGACAAUGACUGAUGGAUGCAGCUGGAAAAUCAAUAAAGAGCUAAAUCUGGA